UGCUGGUACUUGGUUGACGCAUUGUCAGUGCGCCUGGGUAUGCUAUGAAUAUGCAUACUUUCCGCUCCACGGAUCUCAAAGGCCAAAUCUGAAGUACAGGUACAUGACCUAGUACUUUAUCGUUAUGUCUACACGUUGGAGUUGGUCCUGUAAGAAUUACCUGGUAGCCUAAUACAACACCACCUCGAAAUGCUUAUAGCAGACAGUGAAUGGUUGCGCAUCAAAUACUGUAGGCGUACUCAGGUUCCACCUGACCUUAACUGUAUGAGGAAAUACCAUUGACAAACAUAUUUCCUUUUGAUGUAAAACAGCACGAUGCAUGCAGUGAAUAGCAGACUGGAGUAUAGGAUGUGUGCUGAUUGACCUUUCAGUAAAGUCUACGAGUGCACGAUUAUCAUAAAUCCCGUGUGCAUAACACGAACACCAUGGGUGAAUCAACUACUCGAGUUUGGAAGUGGGGCGAUCCAGCUGCACCCAGUUUCCCAGAAGACCAUUAUGAUGUAGCUAAAAGCGCCCUCUUUCAGGACCCGCCCCAACCCCAGCCGGGUGAGGAUGCGGAGUUUCGUCUUCUGGAGCUCCACGUUGUCUCUACCGACAACGAAACCGAGUCGGACGGGCAAACACCGACCGAAUACCCGUGCCGCGUGUUUACACACACCGGUCGCUUGUUGGAAAUGCAGGAUGAAACCUAUGGGAGUAAGGAAUGUCACUACGCAUCGUCUUGCGAAGAAGCCCUUCGUAUCUACGCCAAGAUCUACUCCAGUUUCUCCGACUUUCACAAGACCAAGAAGUUCCUGUCCCGAUGGAUAGGCUCCCCAGUCUACCGGAAGCAAGCGAUGGAAACUGGACUAACAGACGGGCCAGCUAUCUCAGACGAAGUGACGAGGCUUGUUGAGUAUCUCUGGCGGGAAGCGAAUGGCGAACUCCGAGAAAUCUUAUCAGUUCCCUACCGGAAAAUAGGCAUUGGAAAAGUGGAAAAGGCGGAGGGUAUAUUACUCCAGAUCAGGAAGAUGUUAGACGCUGAUUGCGACGGCUACGGACCGGAUCUCGAUAAGCUGAACGACGAGUUCUACCGACUGAUACCGCAUAAAUUACACCACGUGGCACCCGUGAACAACAAGCGCACUCUAGCCGGCAAGCAGGAAUUGUGCCAGCUUAUUCACGAUAUUGUGGCGGUGAGUGAAGCGACAGACUGGUCCCAACGCAGCACCAGUCAGUCCAGAUACCGUGCAUUGCAAUGCUACCUGGACUGUCUGGCACCUGAUCACCCGGAGUUCGUUAAGGUGGAGAAACUGGUGAAAGCCACCGUGUCGAGUGACGAGCCUCUGGAAAUUAAGCGCAUUUUUGCAGCAAGCCGAGGGGUCGAGGAAGCAGUGUAUGCCCAUGGCACUGGUAAUGAUCGGCUUCUCUUCCAUGCUUCCAGGCCGGCUAACUUCCUCGGGAUUCUCUCUAGGGGUGUUCUACUCCCGAAGAUUGUCGUCGAGGUGUUCGGGGGUUCCCGGAGAGAUGCAGGAAUGCUGGGAAGUGGAAUCUAUUUUGGCGACCGAGUCAGCACUGCACAGCAGUACUCGUCACCCAGCCAGCAGACCGGCACCAGACUAAUGGUUGUCAACAAGGUUGCCCUUGGCAACAUCAAAGACCUGUAUUGGUUUGAUCUGAGCCUGAAUGAGGCACCUAAGGGUUACCAUAGCACCCACGGUGUCAGCAGGACCGGCACACGAGACUCCGAGUUCAAGGAUGACGAGUUUGUUGUGUACGAGGCGAACCAGCAGUGCAUCCGGUACCUGGUGGAGUUCGUCUUGCCGGGGGACGAGGAGAUCGACAUGCAGCUAUGCGAGACGCCGCAGGUUGAGGAGGGAGUUAUGGAGCAGCUGAUCUUUCCUGAGCAGGCCCAAGAAGAAAGCAGCGCCCGUCCUUCAGAUAUCGAUUUGAGUGACAUCGAAUGUGCUAAGGACCCGAUCGCCAGCAUUGAAGCUGGUUUGGUCGGCAGCAAUGAGACAUCAGACACUGUGACGUUACAAGCCGUGCACAUCAGGGCACAAAUACUAGAUCUUGUAGCACAGGUUGUCGUCAUACAGGCCUACCGGAAUAACAGCAGUGAACCCAUGGAGGCCAAAUACGUCUUCCCUGUGGACGAAGCAGCCGCGGUAUGUGGCUUCGAGGCGUUUAUCAAUAACAAACAUGUAGUUGGUGUUGUGAAGGAGAAAGAGGCGGCGCACCAGGAGUACCGUAAGGCGGUGGAGGAGGGGCAUGGAGCAUACCUCAUGGAUGAAGAGGCACCGAAUGUGUUUUCCGUCAGCGUUGGCAAUCUGCCAGCUCAUUCCGACGUCCUGAUCAAAGUCACCUACGUGACUGAGCUGGCCGUCGAGGGCGACAAAUUAGCCUUCAAACUCCUAGGCAGCGUGGCGCCAUGGAAACGACAGGAGGUGAUGGCGAAGGGCGCCCCCGGAGGAGCGGACGCCGUCGACGUCGACCUAGAAACAAUAUACAAAGAAGAAUCAGUUCAGGUUGCGGUUACCAUGGCAUCCGAGAUCACAUGCAUCGAAUCCCCCACACACUCCAUUCUUGUCAAACGAGACAACAAAAAGGCCUCUAUUAAAUUGGGAAAGGACUCCAAGCUGGAUGAUGGGUUCCAGCUUUUGAUUGGUCUAGAUGAGAUGCACAAGCCCCGGAUGUGGUUGGAAGAACAUCCGGGAACUAAAGAGCAGGCCGCCAUGCUUGUCUUCUACCCCGAUAUCGAUGUGGGCUCAGUGACCAAUCCAGACAUGGUUCUUGUUCUGGACUCUUCCAACUCGAUGAAAGGGGAGAUCUUGGAGGAAGCCAAGAAACUCCUGCUGCUCAUUCUGCAGAAUCUACCCGCGCAGUGCACCUUUAAUGUCAUCUUCUUUGGCACAGAGUUUGACGAACUUUUCCCUGCCAGCCAGCCCAAGACACAAGCCAACCUGAAAGCGGCCAGGGAGUUCAUCAAGGGCGCUACCGCCGAGCAGGGCUGCACGGACUUCUGGCGCCCUCUACAGUCCAACCAUCUCCUGAAGCCGACGAGCGCCCUCAGAAACCUGUUUCUGAUAACAGACGGUCACCUUAGCAACGAACAGGCAACGUUGAGGGCGGUGGGACGCCACCGGGCACACUCCCGGGUGUUCACUUUUGGUGUCAGCAAAACAGCCAAUCGGCAUUUACUGGCAGCAGCCGCCAGACAAGGAGGUGGUGCUUUUGAGUUCUUUGACACCAAGGCCAAAUCCACUUGGGAGCAAAAGAUCCAAUUGCAAGUCUCUCGCGCAUCCCAGCCGGCUGUCGCAUCCCUGCGUGUCACGUGGCACCAAGAUGAUGCUGAGCCACGCCCACCUGCCCUCCAGGCUCCUGCAGAAAUCACCUCCUUGUUUAGACACAACAGGCUGCUGGUCUACGGACUCGUCCAAGAAUGCCAGAAAGCAACGCUGACUGCCGAGAUCAACGGCAGGAAGGUUGAGAUGGAGCUUUCGGCAACAGAUCAUCCAAAAAUGGAGGGAAAGAUUCUUCACCAGUUGGCCGCGCGCGCCGUCAUCAGGAAUUGGGAAGAGGGCGCCCUCCACGCUGAUCGCACAGAGCACGAAUCGCAGAAGAACGAGCUGAAAACGCGCAUCGUGGAGCUGAGCAUCCAGUACUCGAUUGUCACUCCCUUCACGAGCUUCAUCGCUGUGGAGGAAAGAGAUGAGGUUGAGCAGAAACAGCUUACAGAAGGUCAGAGACCUGCCACAGUUCUGAGUCUAGAGAAACUUCUCGAUGCUGAAGAUGUCGACCAUCUCCUCUCGCUCAAGUGGGAGGAACUAAUGGCGGAAACGGAACAGUUGUCACCUUUGAAGCGAGUUCACAGCCUUCUGAAAACCGCCAAAGUGGCCGCCGAUUCAUUCUCCUUCAAGUCAGCAGAGAAGUACUUCGAGGAAGCGUACGGGUUGGCCAAAGAGACUCUCUCCUACGCCCAGCCUAUUACCCUAACGGUGGCCUACUCAUUUUCAAAGUUUUGUGCCCGAGUCAAACGCAACAUGGACCAGGCGUUUCAGCUCGUCAACGGUGCGUUCUUGGAGACCAAGAAAGCUAUGCCCGAACUCGCCGAGGUUCAAGAAACAACAGUUAUUGAAGAUACCUCGAAGCUUGAUAACCUAGAUGCUUUGCAGCAAGCUGUGGAUUGGGCUGAAACAUGUCAAAUGGAGAUGGCAAGGAUCAAUGCGCAGCCGGUACAGCCUGAGCACAAACCCAGCCUACGCGAUAUCCCGGCUGAAUUAGACGAGUCAGUGGAAGUAUAUCUUGAAGACAUUGAUGAGUUAGGAGAGGAGUUAGUGGUAGUCAGUCAGGAAGACAAUGUAGAGUCAACAGGGGAGAUGGAUAGAUGGAUGACAGUCUCUCAUGAGUUGACAAGGGAUGAAGUGACAUGGGUGGAAGACCGAGACACAUGCAGCUAUGGACAGGAACCGAUGGGAAGACCCAAAAUGGAACCACUUAAGACAGACACCCUUGUAACUGUAUCCCGCAGCUGGGUUGCGGAACCACAGGAGCCGCAGGAGAUCAUGACUGCGAAAGUGUUGGAGGAAGAUGUGAUGGAACAGGAAAUAUAUGUCCCACGGCCGAUGCUUUACACCAGUGCUAGAGAAGAAGUUGUCUUUGAGCCGGAUUUGAUGAUCGAAAGAGAUCUUCUCAUGCCAGAGCCGCAGAGGAGUCUUUCUCCCCAGUUUGUUGACACUGUAGCCAUGCCACAACGUCACGAACUAAGUGAGGAUAUUAGAGAACUUGCUGUACAAGAAAGAGAAGUUGUCUUGGAACCGGAUAGGAUGAUCGAAAGGGAGGUCGUUAUGCCGGAACCAGUGCUUGAACUCACCAUGCCAGAGCCACAACGCUAUGAAGAGAGGGCCUUUGAACCAGUCAAGGUACUUCAGGGUUCAGAAAAUCCUGUCAUUCAGAAAAGGGCCAAAGCUGCAAGAAAGGAAAAAGAAUUGCCUGGAGCAUCUUACGCUCCUGAAAGACGACCGAAGUCCAGCGGCCCAGGCAUAAUGAAGACAGCAAAGGAUGCAGUGGGGGGCUUAUUUAAAAAGAAAAAGAGCAAGCAACCGAAAAGUCUUAGUCGAGACGCUCCGGAAUUAUCUCCCCAUCCCCCAUCAUUUGAUGAGGAAGCUUUCUCAGCACGUAUGCGCGCUUCCCCCAUUCCACUUUUAGAAACUAUGGCCAGCUCCGCUCCUCCCCCUCCCCCGCCAGGAGGCGCCGCCCCUCCCCCUCCCCCGCCCCCACCAGGAGGCGCCGCCCCUCCCCCUCCCCUACCAUCUGGAGUAAGCCUUGCCCCACCUCCUACCCCACCAACCCUAGGAGGCACCGCCCCUCCCCGACGUCCACCUCAAGUGUCUGUUGGGAGCUCCGAUGAUGAGCUGAUGACUGACGCCAUGGCUUCUCUUGUAAAGGAUCCAGAAACUGUCACCAAAGACACGCUGCGUCUUAUUGAGUUACAAAACGUGGACGGACAUUGGGAGUUUCAGUCUGAACUGGAGGAGAUUCUAGGUAUCAACAUCUUGGAGUGCAAACAACGUCUCAAAGAAAAACUCAAAUCAGUCAUGUCGCGAGAAGGAGCUACGGUAGACGUCGGUGACAUCUUUGAUCUGGCCGUCCGACUGGUGGCGACUCUACUCGCCCGCCUUCACCUACAUAACGUGUCUGCCCAGCUAGACUUGCCCACGUCUGUCGCUGGGAAGGUCUCACAAGCCAUCGAGCGGGCGAGCGCGUACAUUAAAGGGUCGGUAGAGAGCGUGGAAGGGCAGUUUGGAGCACUUGUCGACUGGGACGCCUUUACCCAUGGCCUUCUGAGCAAGUGAAGCCAACAUUUAGAUUUUGUAAUGCUGUAAGGUCUUAUGAAUUUCAGUGCAGUUAAUAUUUUUGUGUAAAUGUUCUAGAGGUAUUGAUUAUUGACAUAGUUAUCAAUUUUAAUUAAAAAAAAUUAAUGUAACAUUGAGACUUUAACAAGUGUUGUUUGAAUGGAAUGAAGGCACCAAUUCGACCCUUGGCACAGAAUCGAAUUACAUUCAAAGGAGCUUGUUCUAACUUAAAUUCAGUAUUGAGAUUUCUUGAAAAACAGUUAGAGCAGAUUUUCAGCAGGCCCUAUUAAAACUAACAGAAACAUCUUCCGAAUACGAAACCAGUUUGUAGUUAGUAAUUAAUAUUGAGUUGAAAUAUUCCUUACAAACUCUAUAAAAAGUACAUUUAAAUGCCUAUGUUGAGUGAUAAAUACAAUUUGUGCGGAUUGUGAAUAACACGUUAUUAAAUGCUGGUUAAAAAAACAAGCUUAUGGUUGGUAUAUACAAUCUCUAAAUUCCGAAGAGUGACAAUUUACUCAAUUCGAGUGAAGAUUCACUCCCACAGUCGGAAACUAGGGACUAGACGUUUCAGAGAGAAAUUUCUUCAAUCGUAAAGAUCCAUUUUUCACUCGAGCUUC
Patiria miniata (bat star) is the source of this 6451-nucleotide messenger RNA. Its product is annotated as protein mono-ADP-ribosyltransferase PARP4-like. The record is from RefSeq and is a predicted model, not a curated record. The coding region runs from base 426 to 5834 and encodes 1802 amino acids. Gene Ontology annotation, molecular function: NAD+ poly-ADP-ribosyltransferase activity. NCBI's taxonomy places the organism in Eukaryota, Metazoa, Echinodermata, Asteroidea, Valvatida, Asterinidae. The transcript has 29 exons.